Messenger RNA from Phytophthora infestans T30-4, 939 nucleotides. RefSeq lists its product as uncharacterized. The transcript has 2 exons. Lineage: Eukaryota; Oomycota; Peronosporomycetes; Peronosporales; Peronosporaceae. Bases 1 to 939 code for a protein of 312 amino acids. Gene Ontology annotation, cellular component: membrane. The record is from RefSeq and is a predicted model, not a curated record.
AUGUUCAACAAAGAGAGCCUUAUCCAGUUCAUGGCUGGUUCUGGGUGCUAUAGCUUCGUUCAGAUGGUGUUACUCGUUGUUCUGGGUGCGCUGCUCGUCGAUAACGAGCACUAUCACCAGUUAUUGGGCCUGACAAUUCGUGACGUGGGCGGUGGUUUCAUUUUCACGGGUAUCUUCUACUUGUUUGCGGCGUUGCUUGGAUUUGCCACUGCUCGAACCAAGAACAAAUGUCUGUUGCUCGCUCAGCUCAUUCUAUUGGUGUUCCUACUCUUCUUUCAAACUGUUAUGGGUGGGGUCGCACUUGCCGCCAGUAGAGCUCCCAUGCUUACGUUGAGCUACGAGGCACAAGUCAUUUGCCUUACGGUAGGGAAGUACGAGGCUCUGAGUGACCAAGACCAACAGACGUGUCAAUAUUUUUUUCGCAGUGACGAAUUCGCCGGUGCCAUGCUUGUAUGGCAGUCGUAUUAUACUAAAAGUGCCGUGGGGGGUGAUGAUACGGGCUCUUAUCGUGCGAUGGUGCUGGAAUUUCAGCGAGAUAAUUUCUGUUGCGGAUAUGGACUACCCUUUCACUGCAUCGACAAUACCAGUUUAUUCCCAAGCUCUCGACCAGAUCCAGUGGUGCCUAACUGGGACAAUCAGCGUCAAGCCUGCUCUAAUACAGCAGGCAUGUAUCUGCCCACGACAGAGUGCCAAGUAGCAUGCUCCUUCGCACUUCCAAGCGGAACUUGUGGAAAAAAUCCGGCUACUGGUGUCUCACGUGGUUGUGCUGUGUUCGUGUCGAAACAGCUAAGCACACAAGUCCAAGUUAUUGCUGCCAUUGCACUAGCGCUCGCUGUCUUUCCGGUACGAUCUGCAUGCCUAUGCUUCAAGCGAAGAGAUCAAGAUGUUAUACCGCAAAUUGAGUUCACUAGCAAAGUUAAAAUCCACGCAGAAAUGUGA